AUGAACCCCCACCAGAAGAACAAGGUCGACAUCAGCUCGCUGUCGGCCGAGGAACAGCGCCUCUUCAGGCUGUAUGGCAAGCUGCCCAACAGAAAGGACCUCCUCCAAAACAAGCUGAAGGAACGCAAGUACUUCGACAGCGGUGACUAUGCCCUCUCCAAGGCCGGCAAGGCAGACGAUGUCGGCGUCACCCAGAUUGGCCGUGAGCAUCCCGUUCCUGAGAACAUCCCGCACAGCUCGUCGCCCCACAACGGCGCGGGUGCCGGCGGCAACGCCAACACCCCAACCCCUCAUAAUGGCGGCCAGAGCAGCAGCCCCGUUAAGGAGAACACGUUCCUGCAUCGCGAGACGAGCCUGAACCGCGAGACCACCGUUGACGAC
Messenger RNA from Aplosporella prunicola CBS 121167, 381 nucleotides. RefSeq lists its product as uncharacterized. Gene Ontology annotation, molecular function: protein phosphatase inhibitor activity. The transcript has 3 exons. The record is from RefSeq and is a predicted model, not a curated record. Lineage: Eukaryota; Fungi; Ascomycota; Dothideomycetes; Botryosphaeriales; Aplosporellaceae. Gene Ontology annotation, cellular component: cytoplasm. The annotation marks the transcript as partial.